Molecule: messenger RNA, 453 nt
Organism: Entrophospora sp. SA101
Lineage: Eukaryota; Fungi; Glomeromycota; Glomeromycetes; Entrophosporales; Entrophosporaceae
Source: the annotation of a GenBank genome assembly
AUGGUUAAAUUGACAUUGUUUGAUUCAGCCUAUUCCCUUAUCUCAAAUCCCACCACCAAAUCGCCUGAUAAUCGAGAUCGAUCAAAGAAUACUACAGCUAAUACCUCAGAGUUAUCAUCAUCUUGGAGUGGCAGUGGUGGUAGUAUAUUAAAUGGACAUUUUAUUCAAAAAUCAACGGCUGCCAUUAAUAUCAGAUCAUCAUCCACAAGUACCACCACCAGUAACAACAUUAUUAAUAAUAACAAUGAGAGUAAAAGAAGAAAUUUGGAUUCUGUGAAUAAAAAGGCAAAUGCUCGAACUUUACCUCCGUCAUUGAAUCGAAAUAAUGCUGGACUUGGAACUCCUAAAAAAGCAAUUCAUAAUAUCGAUUUGAUUGGGGAAAUGAUGUUUGGUGCUGUUCCUUUAUCAUAUAAAGGAAUGAACACAAAAAUUCUACUUCAAAACCAUCCGUAA